Messenger RNA from Suillus bovinus, 858 nucleotides. RefSeq lists its product as uncharacterized. NCBI's taxonomy places the organism in Eukaryota, Fungi, Basidiomycota, Agaricomycetes, Boletales, Suillaceae. Bases 118 to 858 code for a protein of 246 amino acids. The transcript is spliced from 2 exons. The record is from RefSeq and is a predicted model, not a curated record.
CGUACCACUAUGCAAGCCCUCAGUACUUGUCGACUCUUAGUCGUCUUACUCGUUCUUUCGCCUCCUUUUCACACAACAAUAAACUCUUUUUAAAAUUACAAAGUACUCUUAAAAAACAUGCCUCGACUAUCCAGCGACCCGAAUCUGAGUAUCUGUCCGGAUUACGCUGAAGAAGUUUACGCCAACACUCGGCUACAACUUACCGAUCAGAACAUUGAUGAAGACCAAGCCAUCAUAAUACUAAGGAAUAUAUGGCUAACGGGUAACAACGCCGACAAGGCCCAGUGGCAGAACCAAGUAGAAGAAGAUGCAGAGCGCCGUCAGCACUUAGAACGUCUCCACGAGGAAGAGCGAGAGAGACAGGACCGAGACCGCAUCGAUGAAGAUGAAGCUGCACGCAAAGAGGAUAGGAAGAAAAAUAAAUUUAAGUACACCUCCAUUCCCAGUCUUGAUGUUCCUAUGAAACCUGUCAUUAUCCCAUCCGCUUAUGCCAUUCGCAAGCUCAAUAAAGGAGACUACGUCAAAUUGUGGUAUUUUACCAAUGCAGGUCUCGACGACGUGAAACUCAAGUCUUCGGUUGACAAAGAUGCGAUGGUAAUGGCUACUCUAGCAGGAGGAGACACAGCAUGGGUCUCAGCAGCCUCGACACGAAACACCAACAGCGUCGUCGACGAUCAGAACCUCACCUUUGAAGAUUUCUGUCAAGUGUGCCCACGCAUAAUCAAGGCAAUGGAAGAUGCUUCUUGGCCGGAUGAUCGUAUCACAAUGAUGGCAAACACAGAAGUCUCUGCUCAUAUACCAAGCAAAACAGUGCAAACACUGGCAUAUGGCAGUCAAGACGGCCGCAGGAGCCUAUAA